Molecule: messenger RNA, 930 nt
Organism: Aureococcus anophagefferens
Lineage: Eukaryota; Pelagophyceae; Pelagomonadales; Pelagomonadaceae
Exons: 1
Molecular function (GO): protein binding
Source: RefSeq, a predicted model, not a curated record
CUCGGGUCCGACCGCGCGUCGGACGCGAAGCUGCUCUUGGAGCUGGUGGCGCUGCUCGAGUCGAUCGCCGAGCACGCGAGCGUGGUGCGCGUCCGGGAGAAGGUCUUGGAGAUCGAGGAGCGCGAGUUUGGGCCCGAUCACGUGCAGGUGGCCAGCACGCUGAGGAGCCUCGGGGAGGGGUACCACAGACUCGGCGACUACGAAAAGCAUCGCGACCUCCUCGAGCGCGCGCUCGCGAUCCAGGAGCGCGAGUACGGCAGCGAUCACGUGCAGGUGGUCAUGGUGCUGAGGAACCUCGGGAGCAUGUACGGCCGCCUCGGCGACAACGCCAAGAAGCGCGACCUCUGCGAGCGCGCGCUCGCGAUCGACGAGCGCGAGUACGGCUGCGACCACGUCCAGGUGGCCAUCACGCUGGCGAACCUCGGGAACGCGCACGGCGAGCUCGGUGACAACGCGAAGAAGCGCGACCUCCUCGAGCGCGCGCUCGCGAUCUUCGAGCGUGAGUACGGCCGCGACGACGCGCGGGUGGCCGGCGCGCUGAGGGAACUCGCGGGCGUGUACGGCCGCCUUGGCGACGACGCCAAGAAGCGCGACCUCCUCGAGCGCGCGCUCGCGAUCAAGGAGCGCGCGCUCGCGAUCAAGGAGCGCGAGUACGGCCGCGACCACGCGCGGGUGGCCACCACGCUGUUGAACCUCGGGAACGCGCACGGCGAGCUCGGUGACAACGCGAAGAAGCGCGACCUCCUCGAGCGCGCGCUCGCGAUCUUCGAGCGUGAGUACGGCCGCGACCACGCGCGGGUGGCCAGCGCGCUGAUGAACCUCGGGAACGCGUACGGCGACCUCGGCGACGACGCCAAGAAGCGCGACCUCCUCGAGCGCGCGCUCGCGAUCUUUGAGCGCGAGUACGGCCGCGACCAUCCACACACCGCG